Molecule: messenger RNA, 2204 nt
Organism: Amoebophrya sp. A120
Lineage: Eukaryota; Dinophyceae; Syndiniales; Amoebophryaceae
Source: the annotation of a GenBank genome assembly
AGCAGUAGCACAGCAGCACCGUUUUAUCAUCAACCUCUAGUACCUGCGACCGCACGACAAUAAACUGUUGCCGAAAAAAAUUAAUACACUACAUGUACACUUCGUAGUGAUUUGUUUUUCUUUUAGUUGCAAAUCGAAAAAGAAACUGUUGUGAAAAUAGUGAAGGAGAACUAGGACCAGGACCACGGCGAAAUAAAGAAUAAAACUCAUAGCACGCCCACAUCAUGGCGCCGUUCUACUUAUACUACCUAAACCUACUCACCGCGACAUCCAUGUUCUUUGUCUUCGACGCCACCGGCGGGUGGACGACGGGUGGCGCGGUCUUAUUUGUACAAGCUGUGCGCUCGUUCUCCGCGAUGGCCCCGCUUGGGCGAGCUCGUAGUAGUACAGAAGAUGUUGCUGCUGCUGAACCUCGUGCUGCGGUGUCCCCGGCGGGGCCAGAUCUGAUCAUAAGCUUUGAGGUGAGUGGGGAAGAGAUAACGCGCCUUCCGUGGGAGCUGUGGACAGCGUUCGAAAGAAAUGCACCGUUCGAAAGCAUUGAGCUCGGGUGGAGAAACCUGCGAGUCCGUCUCGCCUGGGCCACCGCCCCCUUUGUCCGCAAAGCACAGGCCGAAAUGAGGAAUAUUGGAGCAUUUUCUUCAAAUAUCGAGAAGAACAAAGCCGAGGAGUAUUUGCAGGGCAAGCUUUUGGAGCACUCCAAAAUAGUGGGGGGCUUGGGCGGCAAGGGCAACUUGGCGGUUGUGAGGGGACGCUUCACGACCAAGCUGCCGCUCGACAAGCUAAGCGUUGCCGGAUCGGACCGCUUUAGCAGUGCCUACCAGCUCGCAGCCGAACACAUCACGCUGCUCGAUCCGCGCACCGGCCGCUUGGUUGAUAAAACGAAGGCGCUCGGGGUGGGCCCAGGAGACUUUUUCGAGGCGGAGCAGCAGCCUGCACUAACGAUUGUGAAGAGAAAGUUCUUAAUUCCAGACGAGGACGAGUUGGAUCGACUCAAUAGGCUCUUCGACGCAGAAUUGCCCGUUGAGGAGGUGAAUCUUCUGAGCGAUCUUGAAGAGAGUAGUAGAGAACUGGCGAGACGUAAUGCUGGGGGAGAUAGUCAAACAACUACUACAACUAGCGGCGCUGGUGCAGCUCCUUCUGGACGCGACGCGAGCCAGGAUGAAAAUGAGCCCGACGCAACGCUAGGCAGCACGAGCAACUCGAGUUGGUUAGUUCGCAGCUUCACAAGUCAUUUCCUUCGACUCGCAAUUGCUCCAACCGUGGAUCGGUACGGCAUGAAGAUGCCCAAUCCGGUAUCCCUGCAACAAAUUCACCGGGAACAAGGUGCUCAGGCGCCAGGUUAUACGUCGGUCGCGAUUCGUACAGCGCUCCGCGCCAGGAUUGACGCGGAGCAGGCCUUGCUGAUUUACGGUCCACGCGAAAGCUGGCAAGUGGAGAAAGACGAAGCAUCAGAGGAGGAGGACGAAGCUGGUGUCGUGGCCCGGGAAGCGUAGAUGAUGAGACAUCGCUAAAUACUAUUUCAUCUUCUCGCGACUGCCACCUUGAGCCCUCGUCACUAACUCACGGUACUAGUAACGGCUGUCGAUCAUUGAUAGUGUCGGUCUGAGGACGAGAAGCUCGAUCUUCAGGGUCGUCACAGUACUACCUCUUCCCGGGCUUGACUACUAGUUGACUUGAUCCUGAUGCAAUUGUCUUCCUAGAUGAGCAUCAGGAGCAAGAACAGCCAGAAGGCCGCGAGUCUGUUCAUCAUGUUCUUGGGAACGGUCCUCUACAAUACUUUUUGUCUUCGAUUAAUGACCUCUUUCAUUUGUUUUGGCUGGUACUUACUCGUUUUGGAAAUAAAAUGAAACAAUUAUGCUUGUUGAUUAUGAGGCAGGUUUUGAUGAUGCAUAAUUUUUACUCGCUUUACUACUACUGUAGUCGCUCUUACUCGCCCGCUUUCACGUGAAGCGAUCGACGCGAGGACUGAUUUUGAUACAUCCGUCGUUCUGAUGAUGAUGAAGGUGAAGAAACAGAAAGAGACCCGUUGUUGCCUGGACUGUAUUUUUCAAAAGAUUUUUGGCGAACGUCUUCUGCACGUCGACGUAGAUGAUGGCCAAAAUUUUGGAAAAAGAUGAAGAAGCUUCAUCGAAGAUCUCAGAUCAGUCACGACUUUGGAAAUGAUGCAGCGCCAAAUUUUUAGGUGCGAUAAUCUCUCAAGUGGG